Molecule: messenger RNA, 897 nt
Organism: Rhizopus microsporus ATCC 52813
Lineage: Eukaryota; Fungi; Mucoromycota; Mucoromycetes; Mucorales; Rhizopodaceae
Exons: 1
Coding region: 1-897 (298 amino acids)
Source: RefSeq, a predicted model, not a curated record
AUGGAAUCUGUAAAGCCAAAAAGAUUCUCUUUUUCUGGAUUUAGCAGCUCAUUAUCUAGGAGCUUUUCUUUUUCUUCCAACGAACAACAAAAGCAAGAUGAGUCUCACAACAAGAGUAGUAAACGGACUCAAAAGUCUAAAAGUUUAUACAUAAAAUCAUUUCGAAAACCCGAAGAGAGAAUAAAGACAAGUUAUGACGCUAAAGAAGCUACUCAGUCAAAUGGAAAAGAGAUCCGCAACAACAUUCGAAGAUCGCUAUCGGCCGUAUUAUACGCAUCUCCUCAGUCCAAAGACAAGACUGGUGAAAAUAGUAACAAGUUGGUGCCUGUAUUAGUAACACCUGAACUAUCUGAAUCAGUAGGCGGAAUCUUGAUCGAUGAUAGUAGCAGUAAAAAACAGCAAGAGGAAAUAAAGACAGAAAGAAAGAAGGCAGUUGAAUAUGACAACACAUUAGAUGUGUUCGUAGAUGAUACAACAAAUGAUACUCUUACAAUUCUAUGGCAAGGAUACUGUUAUACAAUUAAAAUAAGUGAUAAAAACCCUGUAGCUUCAGAGAUAAUUAAGCAAGAUAAUGCGGAGAUGAACGAUAUUGUCAAAGAUUUGAAAGCUAGAUAUGAAAGAGAAUUAUGGUAUACAUAUCAUGGACUUAUACAUCCACUUCAUCUCUUUAAAGAAAAGGAUAACAAUCAAGAAAUCUUAGACACAGGCAAAUGGCAUGGUUUGAGCGUAGGAGAGCUCAAACGAUACUAUGACAAUUAUGGAUCCAUGAUGUUAAAGAUACGUGAAUCAAGGAUGCUAGAGCAGCAACGUCAUUAUUAUUGUCUUAAUGAUGCUAAAAAGGAAUGGAUUAUACCAGAGAUAGUAAAGGAGCCACAGCAUGUUAUAUCCAAAGUUUAG